GAAGCUGGUCCCUUUUCGUUCCCUCCCAGUGAUGUGGGGGAGCUGUUAGCUUCACCAGCAGCUGCAGAGCAGCAGGGGUGGCCCAUGGACCUGCCAGAGAGCCAGGCGGGUGGCCCUGCUGCCGAAGUGUACCUCUUGGACCAGCCAGAGGAGGGGAGCCUGGGGACACCGCUCAGCUUAGAGGAACAAAUACUCAACUCCACGUUUGAAGCUUGUGACCCCCAGAGGACAGGCACUGUGGCUGUGACCCAUGUACUAGCCUACCUGGAGGCUGUGACGGGACGGGGUCCCCAGGAUGCACGCCUCCAAACACUGGCCUGCAGCCUGGACCCCAAUGGCGAGGGCCCUCAGGCCACUGUGGACUUGGACACCUUCCUGGUCAUCAUGCGGGACUGGAUUGCUGCCUGUCAGCUGGAUGGGGGAUUAGAGCUGGAAGAGGAGACCGCCUUUGAGGGAACCCUGACCUCCCAGCAACUGCCAUCUGGAUGCUCAGAAGCUGAGGAUCCAGCCAACCUGGAGAGCUUCGGAGGCGAAGACCCCAGACCUGAGUUGCCCACCACAGCUGACCUGCUGAGCAGCCUGGAGGACUUGGAGCUCAGCAACCGCCGGCUGGCCGGGGAGAACGCCAAACUGCAGCGCAGUGUGGAGACAGCCGAGGAGGGUUCCCUGCACCUUGGGGAGGAAAUUUUGGCUUUGCGCAAGCAGCUCCGCAGUACCCAACAGGCUCUGCAGUUUGCCAAGGCCGUGGAUGAGGAACUGGAGGACCUGAAGACUCUGGCCAAGAGCCUGGAGGAACAGAAUCACGGCCUUCUGGCCCAAGCCCGGCAGACGGAAAAGGAGCAGCAGCAGCUGGUGGCUGAGAUAGAGAGUCUGCAGGAGGAGAAUGAGAAGCUGCUGGCCGAGCGGGAUGGAGUGAAAAGGAGGAGUGAGGAGCUGGCCACGGAGAAAGAUGCUUUGAAGCGGCAGCUCUACGAGUGUGAACGCCUCAUUUGCCAGCGAGACGCCAUCCUCUCCGAGCGCACUCGCCACGCGGAGAGUCUGGCCAAGACCUUGGAGGAGUACAGAACUACAAUCCAGGAACUGAGGCUGGAAAUUUCACACCUGGAGGAGCAGCUGAGUCAGACCCAUGAGGGGCUGGAUGAGCUACCCGAAGGGGCUCAGGUGAGGAGAGUGGACUGGACCAAGGUGCCACGACCAUCGCUGGGUGUGGAGAUCCAGGCCAUUCGGCAGAAACAAGAAAUGGCAGCCGCCGAUCUCUCCAACCCUUUGUGUGGCGUGUGGCAGUGGGAGGAGGUCAUCAAUGAGACCAAUGAGGAAGCUGAGUUUCCACCUGAAGCCCCAACUGGGGGGCAGAGAAACUCCCAGGGAGAGCCUGCAUACCCUCAUGAAGGAAGGAAGGAGCGAUCAAUGUGGUUACCCAGGAGAGAAGAAGAGGAAGCAGAGAUCCCGGUCAUGGUGGAUCUCCCCAUCCCUCUGGGAGACUCACACCCUGGAGACAUCCCAGGAAGCCCUCCUGAGAGCAGGCCCUCAGAGCCGGAGCUGCAGCAAGCCCUGGUGCCGGUGGUGAAGGAGCUGGUCCCAGUCAGGAGGCCAGUCUGGGGCCACCUCUGCCUGCGCCCCCUGCACCCCCAGCAGCUCAGGUGCACCCCAAGGCGUCUCCAGAAGGAGGGUGAUGGUCAGACAGGGCACUGCCGGGAUACCAUGGGCUCCCCUGGGUCCCCCAAGCACUGUGCUGCCUCCCCACAGAGUCACUCGGCACCCGCUGAUCCUGGCACCAGUCCUGGGCCUGCUGCUGCUGCUGCUACUGCUGCUGCUGCUCUCGGUCCGGCUGCUGGGCCAGUCCCCGCCCCCCACCUGGCCCCACCUCCAGCUCUGCUACCUCCAGCCGCCUCCAGUAUGAGGCACGCAUCCCGCCGCCUCAGAGCGGCGUCUAGUUCAGUGAUUUAACUGGGGCUCUUUUUACUGUUAAUCCCGUGGGUGUGCAACUGUGAUUUGGGAUUAUCCCACUGCCGGGACCCUAGAUACAGUGCUCCAGUGUCCACAGCCCUGUAUUGGGUUUUUAUGUGAAGUCUCUUGUUUUUUUAACGUUGACAGCUACAUUUCUUAACAAUAGCAAAACACAACCAAUAAUGGAUUAAGCACUAGGGGUUAUAUUUCCCUCACAAAACAAGUCUGGAGGAGGGCAGUUGUGGACCCACAGCUCAGUCUCCAUAGCACCGGGACCAGCAUGCUGUGAUUCUCUGUGACUCUCUUGGCCCUUCCCCUGUGCUCAGGAGGUGGCAGGUGUUGUAGCUUCAUACGUCAUAUCUGCAGGGAGAAGGGGACACAUCUCUUCCUUUUUAUAAAGAAAAGCAAUAGCCUUCCCAGAGCCAACAGCAGACUCUGUCUCGUCAGCCAGAACUGUUUGGCAUGACCACCCCUAGCUGCAAGGGCAACUCGGAGAGCAAGGCAUCUCUCUUGGCAGAAAGAGGGAGAACAAGAUGUGGGCCAGCCACACACAUAGAUGUCACCAAUGGCCAGCAGGAAAGGGUGUGCCAUUUGUUCAUUCAGCAAACACUUAGUGAUCAUCUAUUUGCCAUGGCUAGACCUUAGAAGACAGAAAAAUAGACCCUCCAAUGCCAGGCUGAGGAGCAUUGAUUUUUCUCCUGAGGAUGAUGGGAGUUUGGGGGACAUUUAAUUACUUGUUUUUGGUUAUUUACUUUGUAAUUGAGGUAUAACUUACAUA
Messenger RNA from Delphinapterus leucas (beluga whale), 2725 nucleotides. Lineage: Eukaryota; Metazoa; Chordata; Mammalia; Artiodactyla; Monodontidae. The record is from RefSeq and is a predicted model, not a curated record.